AUGCCGCAAUAUCUAGUCCGCCCUACUUCCUAUCCUCCAGAUCUCAAAUCCUCCACAAACAUAAUCAAGCUCAUCGACUACGGGCAAUCUUUCCAGCGCCACGACACACCCAAUGAUCACAACACUCCCCUCCCCGUCCGCGCUCCUGAGAUUAUCUUCAAAGACACAGUGGACUAUCGCAUGGACUUGUGGAGCAUGGGCUGCAUGCUUUUCGAGCUCGUCGUCGGCCAGCCAGUAUUCGACAGCAUCAUGAUCUCGCCUCCAAUGCUCGUGCGUCAGAUGCUGGAAACAGUCAACGAGGACUUACCAGAGCGCUGGCAGGAGAAAUGGCGCGUGAUGAACACUGAUCCGCCCGAUGAGGAGCCGGGCAUAUGUCUACAAGAUUGGCUGGAGGAGAUGUAUUUUGAUGGGGAGAGGAAGGAGGAGUUUAGUCGGGAAGACAUUGUACGCGUAGGUGCGCUCAUUCGAAGCAUGCUACGACUUGAACCUUCGAUGAGGGCGGAGGCGAGGGACGUCCUCAAAGACUCUUGGUUCGAUGAAGAGUAA
This is a messenger RNA of Parastagonospora nodorum SN15, 546 nucleotides long. RefSeq lists its product as hypothetical. Gene Ontology annotation, molecular function: protein kinase activity; ATP binding. NCBI's taxonomy places the organism in Eukaryota, Fungi, Ascomycota, Dothideomycetes, Pleosporales, Phaeosphaeriaceae. Gene Ontology annotation, biological process: protein phosphorylation. Bases 1 to 546 code for a protein of 181 amino acids. The record is from RefSeq and is a predicted model, not a curated record. The transcript has 2 exons.